Molecule: messenger RNA, 5519 nt
Organism: Lemur catta (Ring-tailed lemur)
Lineage: Eukaryota; Metazoa; Chordata; Mammalia; Primates; Lemuridae
Gene: TMEM156
Product: transmembrane protein 156
Exons: 11
Coding region: 728-1618 (296 amino acids)
Source: RefSeq, a predicted model, not a curated record
CUUUCUUUGCUUGGUUAUUGUCUCUCAUUGGAAUGUACACUCCCACCAGAAAGCGGCAAGGACUGGGCCUGUUUGCUACCAGAUCUCCAAGGUUCAGACACUGCCUGACAUUUUCAAUUUCAGUUGUAAAACAUUUUAGUGGAUGAAUGAUGAUAAUCAGAAAAAAAACAAGAUAUUUUGAGCCUUUUGUUAGUGGAUAAGAACCCAAAUUCUGUAAAAUAAUUUAAAGAAGUUUAUUCUGAGCCAAAUCGUGUGACCGGCCCGGAGCACAUGGCCUCGAGAUGUCCUGAGAAAAUGUGCCAGCGGUGGCCAGGCUGUCUUAUCAGUUUCCUCUGGAUUGUGGUCUGGCCAGUCUGGUCCUGGAUGUCAAGGAGGAGAAUUUACACUCCAUUUCUGUCUGCUCAGAUCUUUUCAAAUGCUGUAAAAACCAUCUCCACAAGUGGUUAAUCGUAAAGACAAUAUACUGUUUUCCGAACACUAGAAUUCAGCACAGCACCUGGCACUAAAAAGGGAUCAAAAGUCACUUAAUAAGUAAAUAAAUGAGUGAUAUCCAUACAACCUAGACAUGACUGACAUUGAGCAUUUUAUUUUUGAAGUCUUACCCGAAAGGAAGUGAGUCUGAGGUGGACUGCUCUAACUGGAAGCACCGCGGAGAUGAAACUCACGGCAGGAAGCCACAUACCAUCGAUGUACCGGGUGGCAACACGUUUGUGUCAUGUGAAUAGACAUGACAAAAACAGCCCUCCUUAAAUUAUUUGUGGCAAUAGUGAUCACAUUCAUUUUAGUUUUGCCGGAAUAUUUCAAGACAUCAGAAGAAAGAAUGUUGGAGCUAUCAUGUCUGGAAGUGUGUUUACCACCUAAUUUCAACUAUUCUGUCUCCUACCUAAAUUUUUCCUUUGUAACUUUUCUGCAACCAGUAAGGGAAACUCAGAUUAUCAUGGGAAUCUUUCUAAAUCACUCCAAUUGUCAGAACUUCACAAGGAUUUGCCAAGACAUCACAAGUGAAUUUAAAAUGUGCUCCUCGUGUUUGGUUUGUGAAUCCAAAGGAAACAUGGAUUUUAUUUCUCAGGAACAAACAUCAAAAGUUCUUAUCAUGAGAAGAUCAACAGAAGUGAAAGCAAAUGAUUUUCAUUCUCCGUGUCAACAUUUUAACUUCACUGUAGCUCCUCUAGUUGACCGAUUGGAGGAAUAUGACUCUGUCUGUGAUCUAAACUCCCACACUAGAAAGUCAGCGAUCAUGGAUGAAGAGCCAACCAAGGAAAAACCUACAAACGAUACUUGCAGAAUUACAGAAUACCUGAAUAACUGUGUACAUGUUUCUUUGCACCUAGAAAUGGAUGUAAAAAAUGUCAUUUGUUCCAUGAAGAUCACUUGGUAUGUUUUAGUUUUAUUAGUUUUUAUAUUUUUGAUCAUCCUCAUUUUCCACAAAAUACUCGAAGGCCACAGGAGAGUGCAGAAGUGGCAGAGUCAUAAAUACAAAGCUACGUCUGUUCUCCUGCGAGGAAGUGAUUCUGAGGAGCUGAGGGUGCUGAUGGUGCGGGUUAUCUCAGGGGAGACCACACAGAGACUGCCUUUGGCUCAGGUCAAGGAAAAGCUUCCCCCAGUACCAGAACUGUAAGUCGCUUCCACAGUGCGUCAGCGAGAUCAAUACACACGACUAUCCCUGGGCAAUUUGGACUGAAUCAUUUAGAAGAACAGAAGAAUACUCAUAAUUUAUUUUGGGAAUGAGCAGACUGGUAAAUGUUUGGAUGCACCGUAAGAAAGCAGUAGAAAUGCUGACUGGUUAAUGCAAACUGGCGCAAGAGUGUUCAUUUGACCCAUGAGAUCAAGGGAAUAUGAGUUUUUUCAAGAAGCCCUUAUGAGUCAUGGAAAACAAGCGGAUGAAAUUCAUGGAAGCAGCAAGACAACGCACACUCUCUUUUUUUCAUCUACCAUUUUACAGCUUAAAAUGGACCUAAGAUUUUAGUUUUGAGGAACCAAAAACAGGAUCAAGGAUGAAAAAAUCCUUUCUCUCAUCGGGCCACAUUGCAGAUGCUGAUUUGAUGGUUUUUGCUAUACAGAUGGAUUGUUUCUGUUAGUAUUUAUCAAAUGACUUAGAAGGGCCUGGGUUGUUUGUUUAUGCAUUCAUUUGCAUUUAUAAAUCUUGCCUCCUUUUGGCACCAGGGUGGUUUAAAAAAAUUCAAAGAUACCAAAAUGCAAUGAAUUUAAAUGAAAUACUUGGGUAUUUAAACCUAAUAGUAAAAGGUCUCCUCUGAUUCCUUUGGCUUUCCUAUUGUUACAGCCAUCAUUGAUGUCAAGGAUAAUUAUAGUCAUUAACUCUAAUACAAAGCACAUAUAGACAAGAGGGCAGCUCUUAACAUUGAAAAAUAUGAAAGUACUUUCCUAGAGUUAAGGUGGAACUUAAUCUCCUGGCAUCAUUAUAUGUUAGAAUUGCUUAUCUGAGUUGAUUUACAGAGUUUAGCUGCAGGGUCAGAUUUAAUAAUGGGAUUCAGGACAUGCUACCCCAUAAUAUGGCACCCUGGCAUAUUGAAGGGAUUUGAGAGAAUGGCAGAAGCAGCAAGGUCACUCUGACCUUCACCUGCCACCCUUCUCUGAGGAAGGUAAUGAAACCUUUUCUGACCUUCCUGUCACACGGAUCACGUGAGAGGCGACCUCCCUGUGCUCAGAGAAUCGCUUCCUCGCCUCUGAAGACGGGACGCAGAGGAGUCUGAACAAACAGGCCUUGCUAAGUUUCCCCCAGUUUAUUGCUGUCAGGGCAAACUCUUUUUGCACAAUCAGAGAUCUCCACAACUCUUCAUUCUUCAUCAAACCCGCAGUAAGAACACUCAGGUCUAACUGUCUCUUCGGCUCUUUGUUUCCUUACGAAGACUCUUGUGCCACAUAGAACUUAUUUAACUGAAUUAGUGUGUCCUUGGCUUGUUAAUCUGUUAUUGUAGAGGCCUCAGCUAUGAACUUAGAGGGGUAGAAGGAGAAGAUAUUCUUCCCUUCUACAUAAGUAACCUAACAGGAAUGAAUGUGCCAGUACACAGAGGUUUUUCUGGUACUCUGUUUUUUUUUUUUUUUUUUUUUUCUUUUUCCUUCUAGAUCACAAACUGAGAUUCUAAUUGUAAAAUUUAGGGACUAACGAUUUGGCAAGUGGAAUUCUACCAGUCUCACCUUUUCUUGUCUGUGUAUCCCUAAUUAAUAGGUGAGUCAAGCUCAGGUCUGGGGUUUUUCAACAGGAGUGCAGUCUAUGCGGUAUGAAUAUUAUGCAAUUUCUGCAAAGCCCAAUUAUUGUUUCCCUGCACAUCACCCAUUGUGUUCUGACAAGUGACUUGGAAAUCAGUGAGAACUUGGCUUACAAAAGGCAUAAAUUAAGCUUCAGAUUCUGUAAAAUUGCAGCAGCUUUCAGGAAGGUAAUUUCACUUAUUUAUUAAAAUAAUAGACUUCAACAGAUAGUGGGAAGCACACAAAGAUGUGGGUAGCCCACUCCCUGCCCGCGAAGGACGUUCGGUCUGGUGGAGGGGACGGCGUAGGCACACCCCGGGGGAGGGAAGUGUCGUUUGCAGGAAGUGUGCCUCCUGUACACGGUUGCGGGCUCGCAGGGUCGCUGCCAGUCGCGGGGAACCUGGCAGGCUCUUUGAGAAGGUGGCUUUGAGCAGGGUCUUCCAGACGGCUUCUCCUGAUCUCUCAGUGGUCAAACCUCCCGCGUGUGCGUGUUCUCAGCUCCCACAGCCCUUUUGUAUCUGCCCUUUACAGUUCUGUUGCUGGUUGUUAAUUAAUCUCUGUCUCCGUCUCUAGGCUGGAAGCUGCACGAGGGCAGGGAACAUGUCUGGUUCUGCUCACCCCAGUGUCCCUGGCGGCUAGUAGGUGUUUGGCUCACAGUGGCUUCUUCGUAAAUGCUUGUUGGGUGGAGAACUAUUUAUUGAGCCCCCAUUAUACAUCCGGCACGGGCCGUGUGAAUUCUCAUUUCUUCCUCACGAUGACGCCUCAAGACAGGUGUCAUUCCCCUUGAGGAAGCUGAGGCCAAGGGCAGCUUGCAAAUCCUGCUGAGUGCUGGCAUCCAACCCUGGGUUGGUCGGGCUGCAGAGCCCGUCCGGCUCCUACUACCUGCAAAGGGAGCAGAAUGGACGGGGGCUGCUGAGAGAAGGGGCUGCGGCCUAGACCACCAUCAGCACUCUCUUCUGGGAGUGCAAGGAAGCUGGGUCACCUGCGGCCUAGAAGAAGAUGACCGGCUGGAAUUGCUACAUAGUCUCUGGCCCUGCAUGUCUUGCUUAGCCUGGCAUUCUGCCCCCUCCCCUCCCAACUGACCCCAAUAAAAACCAACCAUGGGCCUUGGUGUCUGGCAUGACGCAUGGCUUCCAAUCAACACCGCUGAACCUGGCUUUUAGUGCACUCUGCUUUUCAACUGGUCCCAAAUCUGCCCUUGACCCACCCUGCCCCCACUCCCUGUCACUUAUAGCUUAGUGCUGUGUCCGUGGCUCUCACUGCCGGCUUUCUCCCCAGCUGUGACCCAUACUCACCUCCUUGACCUCUGUGUCCUGCUGAGCAGCCGGGACCUUGACCUCUAUUCAAAGAAUCCAGGUCCAGGUUGUCAAGGGGAAAGCAUGGCAGCAUGCCAGGAGUGGGGGGACACUGGCACUGGAGUGGCAGAGAGAGGGACGGCUGGAGGACAGGCUAUAGGGGAGGCUGGCGGUGCUGCUAAACGUUAUGUUGCAGGGGUGGGAGAGAGGCGGGCAGGGAAAGGAGGAGAGAAGGGACUCAGGUGGCAGUCUUCCAGGCUUCUGCGUGCAGAAAAGAAUAUUGCCCAAGCUUACAGCCACUAGUUUUAGUUUCUGGAAGAAUUUUCCUUUUCCAGAGGAUUCCCUCCCAAAUUUGUACUUUCACCCUACCCUUAAGUUCAAAUCUUUCCCUUCCCGUACUUAGUCAUCCCCGAUGGAGCAGUCAUGCAGACAUCCUUCCCUUCCCUGCUGCUUUUCUACUCUACAUUUGCUGUUUCCUUCCCAUUUUAGAAAUCCUUUACCCUCCAAGGGCAAAUAGGCCACCUUGUCCAUGAAGUUUCCUCUGCUCACUGCGGUUGGAAUAAUGUCUGUUUUUUUCUGAGUUUCCCUGGGGUUCAGUUUUCUUAUCAUGGUAUUUCUGACCUCCUGCCUUGUGCCACAGCUAGUUAUAGUCAUUUCUCUUUCCCUGCCAGACUGUGGGUGAGAACGGAACCACAUCUUGCCCAGCGUCCAUUCCCCAGUGACAGGUAUUGCUUCUCCCCAACCUGCUCCCCGCUUGCAACAUUUGUCUUGGUUAGUGGAGUCUGGAACGUGUUAGCUGUGGAUGCAGGAUGGGGGUUACCUCUAAGAGGAUGCAAUGGGAGAUCUACACAAUAGGGCCUUCUAGCACAAUUAUACUGUUUUUUUUUUUUAAAAUAAACUUGGUGGUGGGUAAAUGAGAGUUCUUCGGGUCAUAAUUCUAAAUAGCUUGCACAUAGUUUAAAAUAUACUUUUGUACCUACUCAAUAUUUUAUGAAAUUAAAUUUAAAAAUAGACAAA